Messenger RNA from Ramularia collo-cygni, 180 nucleotides. RefSeq lists its product as uncharacterized. The record is from RefSeq and is a predicted model, not a curated record. Lineage: Eukaryota; Fungi; Ascomycota; Dothideomycetes; Mycosphaerellales; Mycosphaerellaceae. The coding region runs from base 1 to 180 and encodes 59 amino acids. The transcript has a single exon.
AUGACUGGCCAAGCCUUUCAAUCAAGAUCGGAAAUACAUGUGUUGAAGCCCAUUGAAGCAGCCCUCCCCAAGUCACAUUCGCAACGGGAGCAUGGCGAUGAAUGGCCGCCGCAUGUCCUAGGAAACGGCAAAGCUCAUCUCCAUUUCUUCAAUACUCGGACUGAAGUAUACACGACCUAG